Emiliania huxleyi CCMP1516 is the source of this 1028-nucleotide messenger RNA. RefSeq lists its product as hypothetical. Lineage: Eukaryota; Haptophyta; Isochrysidales; Noelaerhabdaceae. Bases 101 to 847 code for a protein of 248 amino acids. The record is from RefSeq and is a predicted model, not a curated record. The transcript is spliced from 2 exons.
CUUUUCGCUGCACUCGCGUGCCACUGGCAACGACAGCGACAAGUGGUCGGCCGAGGGCAGCUUCUACGGCCAGGCCGAGGCGCUCCCACCGACAGCUAAUAUGCUGCUCGUUGUGACCCUAGCCGUGGCGCUCGCGCCCGGCAGCGUGGUGCUCCCGCCGAGCCGCGGCGCGCUCCCGCUCAGCCGCGGCGCAGCCCGCGGCUGCCGCUGCGCAAAGCCGCCGGCAGAGAUGGCUGGCUUCGGAGCGCCAAAGAAGGCCCCUCCGACGCUGGAGGAGGUCGUCCGUGGCUUCGGAAACCGCCUUCCCAAGGACUUUGACAAGCCCUGCGCGUGUGGCUCGGGCGUUGCGUACGCCAAUUGCUGCCGGCCGUAUCACGCCGGAGAGGCACGAGCCGAAACAGCGACGAGAUGCCUGCAGGCCCGCUGGAGCGCCUUUGCCUACCGGCUGCCGCUCUACAUAAUGGAGAGCACGGACCAGUCGAACCCGGACCACAUGAAGGACCGCAUCAAAUGGGCCAAGAAGCUCCACAAGACGUCGAUGUUUGACAAUUUCGACUUUGCUCUUUCGAGUCUCGGUGUGGGAGAGGAGGAGCCAGGCGAGGACGGCGGCGAGGUUUGGAUGGACAACGAGUUCCACCUCGCCACCAAGAACUCGGCUGCGCCCGCGGUGGUCACCUACGAGCGGACCCGCUUCGUGCGGCGCGGCGACGAGUGGCGGUUCGCGAGCGGCGCCGUCUCAUCCGAGGCACCUGGUCUUCGAGGCCGCGAGGCGAUGAGCACGGAGGGGGCGCUCGCUUCGUUAAAGAAGGACGUCGAGUAUGCCAAGCGAUUGGUUCAGGGAAAGUGAUGAGCGGUAUCGCCCCGGGUCGCGCGUUUUCGUCGCCGCUGUCCCCACUCCCCAGUUUUAUGUCCGCGGCCCGUGCCCGUCCGCCUUCGCCGUCCGGUCACGACACUGUCUCUUCUCGGAUUCCUGUAUCCUGAUGUUGCAGUUUUGUGGAGCUGAAGAGUGGCCGGCGGGCCAUCUUUUG